Leucoraja erinaceus (little skate) is the source of this 2806-nucleotide messenger RNA. It is a transcript of the gene pigh, whose product is annotated as phosphatidylinositol glycan anchor biosynthesis, class H. The record is from RefSeq and is a predicted model, not a curated record. Gene Ontology annotation, cellular component: glycosylphosphatidylinositol-N-acetylglucosaminyltransferase (GPI-GnT) complex. The transcript has 5 exons. The coding region runs from base 25 to 576 and encodes 183 amino acids. NCBI's taxonomy places the organism in Eukaryota, Metazoa, Chordata, Chondrichthyes, Rajiformes, Rajidae. Gene Ontology annotation, biological process: GPI anchor biosynthetic process.
GGGUUCGGGUUCGGGUCGGGGAAGAUGGCGGCGCACUUCAGAGACAUCAAUGGCCGCAACAUCUUCUUCGAGCAACAGCAUCACUCGCCGCUCUGCCGCGAGUUUACCGUCAUCUCCCCGAAGCUGUCUCUCCGCUCCGUACUCGGAUACACCGCCUUCAUCUGGCUGGUGGCGUACUCCAUCUUCUACACCACGCAGAACACUUCAGUGCUCUCCGCCACCAUUAUCAUCACUCUCCUUGGGAUGAUCCUGCACCUCCAUUUCUGUAAAGUCGAUCAGGAAUCGAUGCUGAUCAUUGGAUCGAUCGGAGUCCAGAUGAACACCCUGUAUGCCUCUGGUCGGGAGCAUGUGAACUUCAUCGAGAUGAAGAAAGUGAAAGAUAUAGUAAUCAAUGAAGGCUUUUAUAUGCAGAAAGUGAUCUAUUACCUGUGUAUACUACUGAUUGACACAGAGAGCCCGAGAGGAGUGUCCGAGGUGGUGCCAGUGUUCCAGAGUGCGAAGCCACGUCUGGAUUGUCUGUCCCAGGUGUACAGAAGCUGUCAGGAAAUCUUACAACAGACACAGGUUGAACAGUGAGAUUGUUGGUGUCAAGGAAGAUCCUUACGUUUCCAGAAAGCGACCUAAAAGAAAUAUUUAAAAAAAAAUCAGUUUAAAAGACUUGCACCAAUGGACUCUUGCCAUCAAGGCGGCUUUGAAUACUUGCCAGCAUAAUCAGGAAGAUGGGCCCACCAGAUAUAAAACACCACACUACUAUCCAUUGGCAUUGCUAUUGACUGGAGUGUUCUUUGUUGGGUUACAUCUUGAAGGACAAUUUGUUACUUAUUUUGAGAAUUCAGCAAAACAUUGGAAAUAGAGUUGGAGAGGGAGACCAAGGAUUUAUUUUUGUUGUUGUUGCUGACUUGGCAGCGAGAAAAAAAAAACUUGUAUUCGUGAUCCGAGGAUGUGCCAGAAUACAUUGCUGCCAAGCAAGUGCUUUUGGAAUGUAGCCACUGUUGAAUAUAAGAGCGGAGCAGUUGAUUUUGUGCACCAAUCUGUCACAAGCUGCAGUGUGAUAAUGUUCGAUGUCUUAGUACUGUUGGGUGAGAGUUAAACAUUGACCAAACACCAGAGAAGCUUUCCUAGUCCCCAAUGAAAUAAUGAGACUCCAAUCUGAGAGCAUAAUCAAGGCUUAAUCGUUUCGUCCGAAAGGUAGCACUCCCUCAGUAUAGUAACGCAGUCGGCUAAUUUCAUGCGCUCUGAGGAAAAGAUGGUAAUAAUUGCUAUCAGGGUUUCUUUAUGGAGACCUGUGUCUAAUGCUCCAUCUAACGAUGGCUAAUACUUUGGUUUGUAUCAAACUAUUGUUGUGAUUAUUAGUAUGGCAAUGCAGGAGCUUCAUUUUGAGGCUCGGCGUUAUGGGCGACAGUGGUGCAGUAGGUGGAGCUGCAGCCUUGUAUCUCCAGCAACCCUGGUUCCAUACUGACCUCUGGUGUUGUCUGUGUGCAGUGUACACAUUCUCUGCAGGCUGCACGAGUUUUCCCUCGCAUUGCACAAACUGCUCUGGGUUGUGGGUUAACUGACCGCUGAAAAUUUCUAUCUAGUGAAGGUGGCAGGCAGAUCAGUAUUGAGUGGAAGGUAGCGAAUAGAUUACAGGGAACAAGAGGAAUAGGAUUGCUCUAAGAGACAACACGUGAUGGGCUGAAUGAUCUUCCUGCUAUAAGGAAUUAUGGAAAAUGAAUUUUAAGGCUGAUUCUGCACAAGUUGGUGUACUAGCUUGACUAGGCUCUCUAGUGAAAGAUUAAAGACUAAUUGUGUGUGAUAGUAGUGAGCAUAUUGUGAUUAAAUAAAUUGAAAAGCAGCCAAUCUGUACUGAGAGCAACAACAAAAAACCUGGAGUCUUUCUAUUGACGAAGUAGUGCCCACUCAAGUGGCUUUCCCUACUGGGCCUGGAGAGACGAUAUUAGAGGUGACCGGAUAAUUCUGUGUUAAACAAGAAAGCAAAGCAUUUGUUUAUUCUGAUCCAGUUCUCUGAAGCCUAUGUAUGCAACAAUUUCCAAAUAGCAGUUCACAUAUGAAACUGAGAACCUGCCUCUCUCAAGCAGCCUUAUGUAAAUCGCCCAGACUGUGUAGAUCAGUGAAGGUUAGAUCAAACAAGUGCUGGUGCUUUUUGAUGAAACAGUUUUAUAAUCUAAUGGGUCAGUCCCACUGUCACGACCUUUUUAACUCGUGGACAUUUUUCAUCAUGUUGAAAAAGCGCCCUGACCUACUUGAUGCCACGAGUACCUACAACUAGCAUCCCGACCACCUACGACCUCGUGACGACCAUGCUGCGAGUAUGAGUCAAGGGCAAACUCGGCAGAGGUCGUGAAAUCUCGUUGCACUGACGUGCAAUGACAAUAAAAUAUAUUAUUAUUAUUAUUAGGUCAUGGAAGUGGGACAGGCCCUUAACUCUAAAUGCGCAUGGAAGUGGUUAUACGUGGGACAGCAUUUGUAACGUGAACCAUGAAUGGCCAAGGCUCCUGCAGUGGCUAGCAGGAGCCAAUAGAAAGUUUUGAGUGUGUCUGGUCGAGUUCUGAACUGGGGGGUAGUUGGAGGAGGAAGGUGUGUGUCAGUGUAUCGAUGACAAGAAGCUGGUCGCAAAAGGAGCUCAGCCAUUCACUUGGUUUAAGUGCUAAAUAUCCUUGCUCAGUGGGCAACAGAAGUGGCUACUUUAGCCAGGUGUGUGAACUGAACCAAUGUACUCUUAAUUUAUCUUUACUGUAAAAAGAACUAACGGGUUAUAAUAAGACUGUAAAUACUGCAUAAUUAAACUAAUCUGGCUUCUCCAACA